AUGACGGGCGAGUCUUCUACAAAGGCCGCUGCGGCUGGCAAGGCUGCCAUGCCACUUGACAUUGACGGCCACAAUCUUCCACCUUCGCCUGCGCCAAGCUCGCCCCGCAAUGGCAGGAAGUAUGCGCUCAUGACGGAGCUGGUGUACACGGAGAGCAGCGACCAGUACAAUGCCAGCUCCGUACCAAUUUACCAGUCUGCUACGUUCAAGCAAGAGUCCGCGACCGGCGGCGGCGGCGAGUACGACUAUACACGCUCCGGUAACCCCACACGAACACAUCUUGAAAGGCAUCUUGCCAAGAUCAUGAAUGCGAACCGCGCGCUUGUCGUCUCGUCUGGUAUGGGCGCCCUCGAUGUCAUCACUCGUCUUCUCCGACCCGGCGACGAAGUAGUGACUGGCGACGAUCUGUACGGAGGAACAAACAGACUCCUCAAGUACCUCUCAACCCAUGGCGGUAUCAUUGUACACCACAUAGACACUACGAACCCGGAAAAGGUGCGCGCCGUAGUAAACGAAAAGACGGCUAUGGUGCUCCUUGAGACGCCCACCAACCCUCUGAUCAAAAUCUGCGACAUUCCGGCCAUUGCCAGUAUUGCGCACACCGCGAACCCCACGGCUAUUGUUGCAGUCGAUAACACCAUGAUGUCGCCCAUGCUACUCAACCCACUCGACCUUGGGUCCGAUAUUGUUUACGAAUCCGGUACAAAGUACCUAUCCGGCCACCAUGACCUCAUGGCCGGCGUCAUCGCUAUAAACGAUUCCGCGCUCGGGGAUCGCCUUUUCUUUACCAUCAAUGCUUCGGGGUGCGGGCUCUCGCCCUUUGACUCUUGGCUACUUCUCCGCGGCAUCAAGACGCUUGGUGUUCGCAUGGAAAAGCAGCAGGCGAACGCUAUGCGCAUCGCCACCUUCCUUGAAUCCCAUGGUUUCAAGGUCCGAUAUCCAGGUCUAAAGUCGCACCCACAGUACGAUCUCCACUGGAGCAUGGCACGCGGCGCGGGCGCCGUACUGUCUUUCGAGACUGGCGACGUCAAUAUCAGUGAAAGAAUCGUCGAAAGCGCAAGGCUCUGGGGAAUCAGUGUGAGCUUUGGAUGUGUCAACUCGCUCAUCAGUAUGCCUUGCCGCAUGAGUCAUGCCAGUAUUGACGAGAAGACGAGAAAAGAGAGGAACAUGCCUGAAGACAUCAUCCGACUCUGUGUCGGAAUUGAAGACCCGGAGGACUUGUUGGAUGAUCUCAGUCGUGCUCUCGUCCAAGCUGGCGCUGUGAACAUUACGACUGAAGGGUUCCGCGCUCUGGCCACCGAGGCUCCUAUCUCGGGCCAGCCAGCCGAGGAUGUUCCUGCGCCUCCAGAGUCGUAGAUCUCUUGGUUUUAGUCACCUCUGUCCUACUUGCCAUAGCAGGUUAACGUGAUACCCCUUUUCCAUCUGUCGAGAGAGACAUGUUGGUUUCCCUUCGCAACUCUCUCUGACCCCAGUCACCUCUGUCACUGUAACUACAUGGUGUUAACGUGAUAUUUGUCUGAUUGAUUUAGCAUAGCUCUACUGCUAGCUGGAGUUCCUCUGGGCUAAAAUGUCUCCUUGUUUAUUACAAUGAAAGCUUAUUCAUCUUGA
Molecule: messenger RNA, 1608 nt
Organism: Pyrenophora tritici-repentis Pt-1C-BFP
Lineage: Eukaryota; Fungi; Ascomycota; Dothideomycetes; Pleosporales; Pleosporaceae
Product: MetC, Cystathionine beta-lyase-cystathionine gamma-synthase
Biological process (GO): transsulfuration; 'de novo' L-methionine biosynthetic process
Cellular component (GO): cytoplasm
Molecular function (GO): pyridoxal phosphate binding
Source: RefSeq, a predicted model, not a curated record